AUGUCCGCGAUAUUCGAGAGCUACGAGCGGGAGUUUUGCGAGUUCUCGAGCUCGAUCCACCGAGGCGUCGACGGCGUGAAGACGGCGGCGGACGCGACGACGCGAGGACGACACGCGAAAGCGAUCGAGGCGGAUGUGGCGGAGUGCGAGGCGUUGGUGCGAAGGAUGGAUCUCGAGGCGCGGUCGGUGAGCGAUCCGGCGGUGAAGACGCCGAUGUUGAAUAAGCUGAGGGACUAUAAGAGCGAGUUGGCGAAGCUGAAGCGAGACGCGCGAGAGGCGAGCGCCAAAGCGGCGGAGACGGACGCGCGAGACGAGUUGUUGAACACGGCUGAGCGUGGAAACGCCGCGGGGGCGUCGGACGGGGGGAUGUCCGGACAGGCGAUGGAGACGACCGAACGGUUGGCGCGCACGGGCGAGCGCAUUAAAGAUAGCCGCCGGUCGCUGCUGGAGACGGAGGACUUGGGCGUGAGCAUUCUGCAAGACUUACAGGGACAGCGGGAAACCAUCGAGCGAAGCCGCGAAGCGCUGCACGGCGCGGAUGACACGAUCGGGCGGUCGAGAAAGAUCCUCAGCAACAUGAGUCGUCGCGCGCAGGCAAACAAGUUUGCGUUUUACGGCGUGAGCGCGUUACUCUUCAUCGCCAUCUUGACCGUCAUCGUGCAUCGAUGGAGUCGUUGA
This is a messenger RNA of Ostreococcus lucimarinus CCE9901, 678 nucleotides long. RefSeq lists its product with no specific name. Gene Ontology annotation, cellular component: late endosome membrane; SNARE complex; endoplasmic reticulum membrane. The record is from RefSeq and is a predicted model, not a curated record. Gene Ontology annotation, molecular function: SNARE binding; SNAP receptor activity. The transcript has 2 exons. Gene Ontology annotation, biological process: vesicle-mediated transport; vesicle fusion; intracellular protein transport. Lineage: Eukaryota; Viridiplantae; Chlorophyta; Mamiellophyceae; Mamiellales; Bathycoccaceae. Bases 1 to 678 code for a protein of 225 amino acids.